UUCAACAGAUGAAAUUUAUUAAAUCAAGUUUGUGCUGCUUAAUUUAAAAAAAUUGUCACAAGAGGAAUAGUGAUUAAUCACAUAUAUAUUCGUUCCUAAACUCUUAUUAAAUCUGGGAGUUCAUGGACAAAUGAAAAUUUGUAAUAUAAAAGAAAAACUGGGAUGUUUUUAUUUAAAAGCGGAAAAUAAGUACAAAUUCGUCCACGAAAAUAAGCGGUUAUUGAUUGAUUACUAAAAUUUCAUAUCAGUUACAAUUUUCCAAAAUAAGUUAAAAUGGCGCAACCGCUACCGAUACGUUUUCAAGAACAUUUGCAACUUACAAAUGUUGGGAUCAAUGCAAACUCAUUUUCAUUCAGCACUCUUACGAUGGAAUCGGAUAAGUUUAUAUGUGUUCGGGAGAAAGUAAACGAUACUGCCCAAGUGGUUAUAAUCGAUAUGAAUGAUGCUACUAAUCCUACUCGUCGACCUAUAUCAGCGGACUCUGCAAUUAUGAAUCCGGCCAGCAAGGUCAUUGCCCUUAAAGCGCAAAAAACCUUGCAGAUUUUUAAUAUUGAAAUGAAAUCAAAAAUGAAGGCGCAUACAAUGAGUGAAGAUGUGGUUUUUUGGAAAUGGAUAUCACUAAAUACUUUAGCGCUUGUAACGGAAACGAGUGUAUUUCAUUGGUCAAUGGAAGGUGACUCAAUGCCUCAAAAAAUGUUUGACAGACAUUCUUCUCUUAAUGGAUGCCAAAUAAUUAAUUACCGAUGCAACUCUACGCAACAAUGGCUUCUUCUGGUAGGCAUAUCAGCGUUGCCCAGCCGAGUUGCGGGUGCUAUGCAGUUAUAUUCAGUAGAACGCAAGGUUUCACAAGCUAUUGAAGGUCACGCUGCUAGUUUUGCCACUUUUAAAAUUGAUGGUAAUAAAGAGCCAACAACGUUGUUUUGUUUUGCUGUACGUACUGCUACUGGCGGCAAGCUUCAUAUUAUCGAAGUAGGAACGCCGCCGAAUGGUAAUCAGGCUUUUCCUAAAAAAGCUGUAGAUGUUUUCUUUCCACCAGAAGCUCAAAAUGAUUUCCCAGUGGCUAUGCAAGUUUCGGUCAAGUAUGAUACAAUAUAUUUAAUAACAAAAUACGGCUAUAUUCAUCUUUACGACAUGGAAACAGCUACAUGUAUUUAUAUGAAUCGAAUAUCUGCUGACACUAUUUUUGUAACUGCACCGCACGAAUCCAGCGGAGGUAUUAUAGGCGUCAAUCGUAAAGGACAAGUGUUAUCUGUUACUGUGGAUGAGGAACAGAUAAUUCCGUACAUUAAUACUGUCUUGCAAAAUCCUGAUUUAGCGUUACGCAUGGCUGUUCGUAAUAACUUGGCCGGCGCCGAAGAACUUUUUGUACGCAAGUUUAAUAAGCUAUUUACAGCAGGUCAAUAUGCUGAAGCUGCAAAAGUAGCUGCGCUAGCACCCAAAGCCAUUUUGCGUACUCCACAGACCAUUCAACGGUUUCAGCAAGUUCAAACCCCAGCAGGAUCGACAACACCUCCAUUGCUCCAAUAUUUCGGAAUUCUUUUGGACCAGGGAAAGUUAAAUAAGUUUGAAUCUCUGGAGCUGUGCCGUCCAGUUCUAUUGCAAGGAAAGAAACAAUUGUGCGAAAAGUGGCUGAAAGAAGAAAAAUUAGAGUGCAGCGAGGAGCUAGGUGAUCUCGUAAAGGCCUCCGAUCUGACUCUUGCUCUUUCCAUAUACUUGCGGGCAAAUGUUCCCAACAAGGUCAUUCAAUGUUUUGCUGAAACUGGGCAGUUCCAAAAAAUUGUACUUUACGCUAAAAAAGUAAACUUCACACCUGAUUAUGUUUAUCUUUUGCGAUCAGUAAUGCGAAGCAGUCCUGAACAAGGUGCUGGCUUUGCCACUAUGCUUGUGGCAGAAGAAGAGCCUUUGGCGGAUAUCAGCCAAAUUGUGGAUAUAUUUAUGGAGCAUUCUAUGGUGCAGCAGUGUACAGCCUUUCUUUUAGAUGCUCUUAAGCAUAAUCGAGCUUCAGAAGGUGCUCUUCAGACGCGUUUACUUGAAAUGAAUCUUAUGUCUGCGCCCCAAGUGGCUGAUGCUAUUCUAGGUAACGCCAUGUUUACCCAUUACGAUCGUGCCCAUAUUGCUCAGUUGUGUGAGAAAGCAGGAUUACUGCAACGUGCUCUUGAGCAUUAUACAGAUCUUUAUGAUAUUAAAAGAGCCGUUGUUCAUACUCACAUGCUUAAUGCUGAAUGGUUGGUAAGUUUCUUUGGCACUUUAUCUGUAGAGGAUUCCAUAGAAUGUCUUAAAGCGAUGCUUACAGCCAAUUUACGUCAAAACCUCCAAAUUUGCGUACAGAUUGCUACCAAAUACCAUGAACAGCUUACUACAAAAGCUCUUAUUGAUCUUUUUGAAAGCUUUAAAAGCUACGACGGCUUAUUUUACUUUCUAAGCAGCAUUGUGAAUUUUUCACAAGAUCCUGAGGUUCACUUUAAAUAUAUACAGGCUGCAUGCAAAACCAAUCAAAUUAAGGAAGUUGAGCGUAUUUGUCGUGAAUCAAAUUGCUAUAAUCCAGAACGAGUAAAAAAUUUCCUAAAAGAAGCAAAACUUACUGAUCAACUUCCCUUAAUUAUUGUUUGCGAUCGAUUUGACUUUGUUCACGAUUUGGUUCUUUACCUGUACCGUAAUAAUCUUCAAAAAUAUAUUGAAAUUUAUGUGCAAAAAGUUAACCCUUCUCGUUUACCAGUUGUAGUGGGUGGACUCCUUGAUGUUGAUUGCAGCGAAGAUAUAAUAAAAAAUCUUAUUUUAGUUGUCAAGGGACAAUUUUCCACCGAUGAACUAGUGGAAGAAGUUGAAAAACGCAAUCGCCUAAAACUUCUUUUGACCUGGCUAGAAUCACGUGUUCAUGAAGGUUGCGUUGAGGCUGCCACACACAACGCAUUGGCCAAGAUUUACAUUGAUUCAAACAACAAUCCAGAGCGAUUUCUUAAGGAAAAUCAAUACUACGACAGUCGAGUGGUGGGACGAUAUUGCGAGAAGCGUGAUCCCCACUUGGCUUGUGUCGCGUAUGAAAGGGGUCAUUGUGACCGCGAAUUGAUAGCAGUUUGUAACGAAAAUUCACUUUUUAAAAGUGAAGCCAGGUAUUUAGUUGGCCGACGAGAUGCAGAACUGUGGGCAGAAGUGCUUUCCGAAUCUAAUCCUUAUAAGCGUCCAUUAAUUGAUCAAGUUGUUCAGACUGCUUUGUCUGAAACUCAAGACCCCGAUGAUAUAUCGGUGACAGUCAAAGCAUUUAUGACUGCUGAUUUACCUAAUGAACUUAUUGAACUUCUUGAAAAGAUUAUCUUGGACUCAUCAGUGUUUAGCGACCAUCGUAAUCUACAAAAUUUGCUUAUUCUUACAGCCAUCAAAGCAGAUCGGACACGUGUCAUGGAUUACAUCAAUCGUUUGGACAACUACGACGCCCCAGACAUUGCAAAUAUUGCAAUAAGUAACCAAUUGUACGAAGAAGCUUUUGCUAUUUUUAAGAAGUUUGACGUAAACACUUCCGCUAUUCAGGUACUCAUUGAUCAAGUGAACAACUUGGAGAGGGCUAACGAAUUUGCUGAACGUUGUAACGAAGCAGCAGUGUGGUCCCAGUUGGCUAAAGCUCAGCUUCAGCAAGGGUUGGUAAAAGAGUCAAUCGAUUCAUAUAUUAAAGCUGAUGAUCCGAGUGCAUAUGUCGAUGUAGUUGAUGUAGCCAGUAAAGUAGAAUCAUGGGACGACCUUGUUCGUUAUUUACAAAUGGCUCGCAAAAAAGCACGUGAAUCUUAUAUUGAAAGUGAAUUAAUAUAUGCGUAUGCGCGGACAGGAAGGCUAGCCGAUCUCGAGGAGUUUAUAUCAGGCCCUAAUCAUGCAGACAUUCAAAAAAUUGGUGACCGUUGUUUUAGUGAUGGAAUGUAUGAUGCUGCAAAACUGCUUUAUAAUAACGUCAGCAACUUUGCCCGAUUAGCAAUAACGCUGGUAUAUCUUAAGGAAUUUCAAGGAGCCGUUGACUCUGCGCGAAAAGCAAACUCUACUCGGACCUGGAAGGAAGUAUGUUUUGCAUGCGUAAAUGCAGAAGAAUUUCGACUAGCUCAAAUGUGUGGGUUACACAUUGUGGUUCAUGCAGAUGAACUUGAGGAUUUAAUAAAUUAUUAUCAGAAUCGAGGAUAUUUUGAUGAAUUAAUAGCGUUACUCGAAUCUGCCCUGGGUUUAGAGCGUGCACACAUGGGAAUGUUCACAGAGCUUGCUAUAUUGUAUUCAAAGUUCAAACCCUCAAAAAUGAGAGAACAUCUGGAACUUUUUUGGUCUCGUGUAAAUAUACCAAAAGUUCUUAGGGCUGCAGAAUCGGCUCAUUUGUGGUCUGAAUUGGUUUUUCUUUAUGAUAAAUACGAAGAGUAUGACAAUGCUGUUUUAGCUAUGAUGGCUCAUCCCACUGAAGCGUGGCGUGAAGGACAUUUUAAAGACAUUAUAACAAAAGUGGCAAACAUUGAAUUAUAUUACAAAGCCAUUGAAUUUUAUCUUGAAUUUAAACCAUUAUUAUUGAAUGAUAUCCUUCUUGUACUAGCACCCAGAAUGGAUCAUACCCGUGCUGUUAGUUACUUUUCAAAAACUGGAUAUCUUCCGCUUGUCAAGCCUUAUUUACGCUCUGUUCAAUCUCUUAAUAAUAAGGCAAUUAACGAAGCUCUUAAUGCGCUUUUAAUUGACGAGGAGGAUUACCAAGGGUUACGUAAUUCAAUUGAUGGCUUUGACAAUUUUGAUAAUAUUGCGCUAGCUCAAAAACUUGAAAAGCACGAACUAACUGAAUUUAGACGAAUAGCUGCAUACUUGUACAAGGGAAACAACCGAUGGAAACAAAGUGUUGAACUUUGUAAAAAGGAUAAACUCUACAAGGACGCAAUGGAGUACGCAUCUGAGUCUGGCAAACAAGAAAUAGCUGAAGAGUUGUUGGGCUGGUUUUUGGAACGUGAUGCCCAUGAUUGUUUCGCAGCCUGUCUUUAUCAGUGUUACGAAUUGCUACGCCCUGAUAUCAUUUUGGAGUUGGCUUGGAAACAUAAAAUAUUAGACUUUGCUAUGCCCUAUCUUAUACAGGUUUUGCGAGAAUACACCAUAAAGGUUGAUAAAUUGGAGCUAUGCGAAGCACAACGAGAGAAGGAUAAUGAUACUACGGAACAAAAAAAUAUUAUACAAAUGGAACCACAACUUAUGAUUACUGCAGGUCCAGCCAUUGGUAUAUCAUCGCAAUACCCUCAGAACUAUCCAUCAGGUGCUACGCCAAUAUCAGCAGCAGGCGUUACUGGACGAAACUUGGGUUAUCCAUAUUUGUAAAAAAUUAUUAACAUCAAGAAUAUUUAUCAGCAUUAAUAAAUGUUACUUUUUACUAAAAUAA
Messenger RNA from Drosophila bipectinata, 5377 nucleotides. It is a transcript of the gene Chc, whose product is annotated as clathrin heavy chain. Gene Ontology annotation, molecular function: structural molecule activity; clathrin light chain binding. The record is from RefSeq and is a predicted model, not a curated record. Gene Ontology annotation, cellular component: clathrin-coated endocytic vesicle; cell cortex; clathrin coat of trans-Golgi network vesicle. Gene Ontology annotation, biological process: receptor-mediated endocytosis; intracellular protein transport. NCBI's taxonomy places the organism in Eukaryota, Metazoa, Arthropoda, Insecta, Diptera, Drosophilidae.